AUGAAAUAUCUAAUUCCACUUUAUUUUAUACUCUUUUUAUCAAUUAUUACUAUUAUUAAUGUAUUCUCGUCGUCAAUACAAUCAACGACAACAAAACCAGUAAAUGGUACCAGAUAUAGAUGGAGACCAUUGAAUAAACCAUUGAAUGGAACUUUUAUAACAAAAUUAGGAAAAGAAGCAGUAGAUUUUUUCAACACAAAACAUCCAAAAAAAGCAUUGACAUAUGUAAAUGUUACAUCAGCUCAAAAGCGUGGAAAAAAAGAAAAUGGAAACAAACAAAUUAAGCUUAAAAUUUUGGUUUCCAGAAUUAGUAGUAAUGAAGCAAAUGCCCAGCUUUUAUGUCAUCACCUUCGUGCAAUAUUUAAUGUAUCAACAGAAGGUAAAAAAACGAUAGUAAAAGAAAGGCAAAUUGGUUUAAAAACCAAAUUUGACUGUUAUAAGAAAAACAAUACCUCAUCAAACGCUAUAAAACAGCCUAAUAAUAAAGAUAAUAACAUACCUGAAUAA
Strongyloides ratti is the source of this 507-nucleotide messenger RNA. RefSeq lists its product as hypothetical. The transcript has a single exon. NCBI's taxonomy places the organism in Eukaryota, Metazoa, Nematoda, Chromadorea, Rhabditida, Strongyloididae. Bases 1 to 507 code for a protein of 168 amino acids. The record is from RefSeq and is a predicted model, not a curated record.